UGUGGCGAGGCGGGCGGGCAGGCAGCGCCCCGCCGCUCCGCUCCCGGCCCCGCCGCCAUGCCGCCGCCGCCCGGCCCCCGCCGCCCCGCCGCCUUCCUCAUCCUCGCCUUCCUCACCCUCCGACGGGCGCUGGGCGCCGCAGGGCUGGAGUACAGCGACGUGCUGCCCGACUCCUUCCCCUCGGCCCCAGCGGAGACCCUCCCUCACUUUCUGCUGGAGCCGCAGGACGCCUACAUCGUGAAGAACAAGCCGGUGGAGCUCGUCUGCCGCGCCAACCCCGCCACCCAGAUCUACUUCAAGUGCAACGGGGAGUGGGUCAACCAGAACGACCAUGUCACCAAGGAAAGCCUGGACGAGGUCACCGGGAUGCUGGUGCGGGAGGUGCAGAUUGAAGUCUCCCGGCAGCAGGUGGAGGAGCUCUUCGGCUUAGAAGAUUACUGGUGCCAGUGCGUGGCCUGGAGCUCGGCGGGCACCACGAAGAGCCGCAGGGCGUACGUCCGCAUAGCGUACCUACGGAAGAACUUCGACCAGGAGCCGCUGGGCAAGGAGGUCCCGCUGGAGCACGAGGUCCUGCUGCAGUGCCGCCCACCCGAGGGGGUGCCGCAGGCUGAGGUGGAGUGGCUGAGGAACGAGGAUGUCAUCGAUCCCACCCAGGACACCAACUUCCUGAUCACCAUCGAUCACAACCUCAUCAUCAAGCAGGCCCGGCUCUUGGACACUGCUAAUUACACUUGCAUGGCCAAGAACAUCGUGGCCAAGCGCCGGAGCACCACAGCUGCUGUCAUCGUCUACGUGAACGGUGGCUGGUCCACCUGGUCUGAGUGGUCUCCUUGCAACAACCGCUGUGGCCGGGGCUGGCAGAAGCGCACCCGGACGUGCACCAACCCCGCGCCGCUGAACGGCGGCUCCUUCUGCGAUGGGCAGCCUUUCCAGAAAAUCACCUGCACCACCCUCUGCCCAGUGGACGGCGCGUGGACGGAAUGGAGCAAGUGGUCAGCGUGCAGCACCGAGUGCACCCACUGGCGCAGCCGGGAGUGCGCCGCCCCGGCUCCCCGCAAUGGCGGCAAGGACUGCAGCGGCGUGCUGCUCGACUCCAAAAACUGCACUGACGGGCUCUGCCUGCACAAUAAAAGAGUUCUAAGUGAACCCAAAAGCCACCUGCUGGAGGCCACGGGCGACGUGGCCCUGUAUGCCGGGCUGGUGGUGGCUAUCUUUGUCUUCAUUGUGAUCCUCAUGGCUGUGGGGGUGGUGGUGUACCGGAGGAGGUGCCGGGAUUUCGACACGGACAUCACGGACUCAUCAGCUGCUCUGACCGGAGGCUUCCACCCUGCCAACUUCAAGACCUCCCGGCAUGACAACCCUCAGCUGCUGCACCCCUCCAUGCAGCCGGACCUGACGGCCAGCGCCGGCGUCUACCGUGGCCCCAUGUACGCCCUGCAGGACUCCUCCGACAAGAUCCCCAUGACCAACUCCCCCCUGCUCGACCCCCUCCCCAACCUCAAGAUCAAGGUGUACAACUCCUCCACCGCCUCCUCCUCACCGGGGCUGCAUGACGGGACGGACCUGCUUGGGGGGCUCCCUGCCACCGGCACCUACCCAGGGGACAACACCAGGGACAGCCACUUUGCGAACGUGAGGAACAAAGCCCUGGGCUCACAACAUCUCCUCAGCUUGCCCCGGGAGCACGGCAACAGUGCCAGCGGCACCUUUGGCUACCUAGGGGGGAGACUCACCGUCCCAGGCACCGGGGUGAGCCUGCUGGUGCCCCACGGGGCCAUCCCCCAGGGGAAGUUCUACGAGAUGUACCUGGUCCUCAACAAGGCAGAGAGCGCCCUCCUGCCCUCCGAAGGCACGCAGACAGUGCUGAGCCCGGCCGUGACCUGCGGGCCCACUGGCUUGCUCUUGUGCCGCCCCGUCGUCCUGACGAUUCCCCACUGUGCCGAUGUCAGCUCCUCGGAUUGGAUUUACCAGCUGAAAACACAGUCCCACCAGGGAAACUGGGAGGAGGUUGUGACCCUGGAUGAGGAGACCCUUAACACUCCCUGCUACUGCCAGCUGGAAGCCAAGUCCUGCCACAUUCUGCUGGACCAGCUUGGCACCUACGUCUUUGUGGGAGAGUCCUACUCCAGGUCAGCCAUCAAGAGGCUCCAGCUGGCCAUCUUUGCCCCCACCGUUUGCACCUCCCUGGAGUACAGCCUCAAGGUCUACUGCUUGGAGGACACACCAGAUGCUCUGAAGGAGGUGCUGGAGCUGGAGCGGACGCUGGGCGGGUACCUGCUGGAGGAGCCCAAGCCCCUGCCCUUCAAGGACAGCUACCACAACCUACGUCUCUCCAUCCACGACAUCCCCCAUGCGCUGUGGAGGAGCAAGUUGCUGGCCAAGUACCAGGAAAUUCCCUUCUAUCACAUCUGGAGCGGCAGCCAGCGAGCCCUGCACUGCACCUUCACGCUGGAGAGGUACAGCCAGGCCUCCACCGAGCUCACCUGCAAGAUCUGCGUCCGGCAGGUGGAAGGGGAAGGACAGAUCUUCCAGCUCCACGUCACGCUGGGAGAGCAUGCCAGCUCCUUCGACACCCUUCGCUCCCACCACAGCUGUGCCACCACCACCACCCAGCUGGGACCCUACGCCUUCAAAAUCCCCCUCUCCAUCCGGCAGAAGAUCUGCAACAGCCUGGAUGCCCCCAACUCCAGGGGAAACGACUGGAGACUCCUCGCCCAGAAGCUUUCCAUGGACCGGUAUCUGAACUACUUUGCCACCAAAGCCAGCCCCACCGGGGUGCUCCUGGACUUAUGGGAAGCCGAGCACCAAGACGACGGCGAUCUCAACACCCUGGCCAGUGCCUUAGAAGAGAUGGGCAAGAGCGAGAUGCUGGUGGUCAUGGCCACGGAGGGCGACUGCUGAUGAUGCUCCCCCACGGCUGGUGGGCCGGGAGGACCCAAACGGGGGGCGAAGGCAGGGGGGACGACCCUUCGCGCGUCCCUCCCCGGGCAGCGGCUGAGCAAGGAAGGGCCGAGGCCAUUGCUCCUCCCUCCCUCCCCCCAUCACUGUCAGCCUUAGAGACCCAUCCUCAGCGUUUACAAGCAAUUCAAGUGUUACGCAGCCUUCCUCUUCCUCCUCUUCCUCCUCCUCCUCCUCCUCCUCCUCCUCCUCCUCUGGGGCGGCAGCCGGCGGCGCUCGUGGCGUGAGGAGGAAUUAGGGCUUCUCGAGUCGGGAUGGGGGCUUUCCUUCUCCUCCUUCGUUUGGGUUCCCCUCCUCCUCCUUUAAUAGCAUUUCUGCGUUGAAGAGACGAGUACAAUCUAGGCGAACGGCUUACUUAAUAAGGCGAAUAAGAAAGAAAAAAGGAAAAAAAAAAAAAGUUUCUUAGGAAACGCAAAUAAUUUAUUAUCCAGAUCUUUGGAUGAGUCCUUUUUUAAAAAAAAAAAAAAAAAAAAAAAGAAAAAAAGACCAAAAAAGGACAAAAAAAAAAAAAGAAGACAGAUUUAUAAAUCUUUUUUUGUGCGUGAGAGCAAGAGCGUAGCUGCGGUCGGGGUGGCAGAGAGAGAGAGAUUUAAGUGAACGUUCUUUUGUAGGGACGAGCGUGCGAAGCCAAGUCGAGCGAAACGUGUUUACAUGUCCUGGCCCCCCCCGGGCAGUCCGUAGGGUGAAGUGCCUCUGCGCCCCUCUGCUUCGGGGCCACGGACACCCUCCCCAAGCCUUUUUUUCCUUGAAAAACUCCUCUUUCCCCAGCAGCACCCGGUGGGGCGAGGGGUCCUGCCCCCAUGAGGGACGCUGCCCUAUUUUUAGAGUUCGGGGUGGGGGUGGGGGGGAGUACAUCCAGAAAUGGGUAUUUUUAAUGAAUUCUUCCCCUGCCGUCGUUUGGGGGAGCUUUUUAGGAUGACGACGCCUUCAUUUACAUAACUUCAGUGCAAACCAAAGAUUUCAGUCCUGCACCAACCUACCGACCCACAGGCCAAAGGGGGCUCUUGGGGUUUUUUUUUGGGUUGGUUGGUUUGGUUUUGGUUUUUUUUUUUUUUAAACCCACCGGGAUUUUGCAGUGAGUAUCCCGAACCUGGGCUUGGAGCGGGGUGAUGAGCAGCUUGUGAAGGGCUCUGGGGAGAGCAGAGGGCUGGCGGGCCGGGGUGCCCCUCGCAAACCACGUCGGGCUCGGCUCCCUGCGCUCGCGCCAGGUGUUUGAUGCAGCAUCCCACCGGGGGUUCGGCAGGGGAGAGCGCGGGGUCUCCAAUUUGCAAGCCAGGCUGAGCGUGUGUGGGCAGGGGACGGCACCGUAAGCAGUGAUCGGGUUCCCAUCCUCCCAUCGCGGCUGCUUUUUGGACCUGUAAUGGGCUUUUUGUCACGACGGAGAAGUUGUGGGGUGAACGGAAGAGUCAUCGAGGGGUAGGCAGGGACGAGGUUCCUCACAAAGAUGCGGUGUCUCAAUGAAGGGUAAAAAUUUAGAUUUGCCUGCGGAUAGAAAUAGUUACUCAGCGAGUGCUAUAUCUUAGAAAUGUGUCUGUUUUUAAAAAAAAAUAGGAAGGGGAUGGUCAGCUCAGGAUUAGACUAGAUCCCGUGGCAAGGCUGUGGAUUCUCCAUCAGUGGAAGUAUUAAGAGUGGGGUCUGAGAGCAGGUCCCACUCCGGGCUGCGAUGCGCCGUGUCCUGGCUACCAAGCCCUGGACCGGUGUCAUGGGGUGCCCACAGCAUCCCACAGCAUCCCGGGGACCGGAGCAAGCUCAGGGAGCCCUGCCGAGAGCGAGAGCAUUGCCUUCGUGGGGCGGCUGAGGGUAGGGGGGUAGUUUUCGGUAUUGCUGGGACUCAGGUUUGGUGCCUCUUGGCAGCUCCCGAAGCAGCGAUGGGACGGGAAGGGCUGCUCCCUGUCGCAUGUCGGGGUCCCCAGGUUUCGGUUCUUGAUGGGGUUUUCCAGGCUGUGGGAGAAAGGGGACUUUCUUCAUUUGCAUUGGGUGGGAAGACUUCUGCUGGGUGAACUCCUGUGUCCUGUAGGAAGGGUUUUAUCUGUCCUUUAGGUUGCGUUUGAGCAUCCGAUUUCUGACCCCCCCUGUCUCUGAGCUGGGGCUGGGGCUGGGGGGGGAGGAAAUAAGCCAAUUUGGAAAGAAAUGAAGAACCUGACGUAUCAAACCGGCUGCUGGCGUUUUUAUAGGGCUCCUUUCUCCGCGCCGCGGUGCUCUGCGUGAGACGAGAGGCUCUUCUUUCGGGUCGCGUUGAAUCUCUCUCGCUGUGUCUGCUUCACUGGUCACUCCUGUCCGUCCAUCCAUCCAAUCCCUCUGUCCCAUCCCGCCCGUGGGCGCCUCUGCCUCCAUCCCCAUCCUUCUGCGUUCCUCUUCCCCAUCCUUUCGGUGGGCGGCAGCCGCCGGUAUGCACCGAGGUGUGUGUUUAGGGGUGGGUUUCUUCCCAUUUUUCACACCAGGGAACCUGCGUUGGGAGCGGGACAGGGGGCAGGCAGGGUUUGUCUCUCCCCCCGAGCGCCUGCACCCAUCUCCCAUGGGUGCCAGCUCCCAGGAGCCCUCCAUGACCGGGGGGGUUUCUCCGGCCAGGCGUUUCGGCAAAGGCAAAGCCGCAGUCUGUGCUGUGCUGGCAGCGCCCGUCUCUUUGCUCUGCGAUCCGUUUCCAUAUUUAUAUGUCCGGGGGAUGGACCUGGCAGCAUCCUCUAAAACCGCAUCUUGUUUAAUUCUGUAAACUAAAGAACUGUAAAUAAAGUUUAGCAUUCCUAUUGUAACAAAUUAAUUUUUAUGCAAUAAAUUAU
This is a messenger RNA of Chroicocephalus ridibundus (black-headed gull), 5735 nucleotides long. It is a transcript of the gene UNC5B, whose product is annotated as unc-5 netrin receptor B. The record is from RefSeq and is a predicted model, not a curated record. The coding region runs from base 58 to 2901 and encodes 947 amino acids. Gene Ontology annotation, cellular component: membrane. Gene Ontology annotation, molecular function: protein binding; netrin receptor activity. Lineage: Eukaryota; Metazoa; Chordata; Aves; Charadriiformes; Laridae. Gene Ontology annotation, biological process: anterior/posterior axon guidance; netrin-activated signaling pathway. The transcript has 17 exons.